Molecule: messenger RNA, 1760 nt
Organism: Glycine soja
Lineage: Eukaryota; Viridiplantae; Streptophyta; Magnoliopsida; Fabales; Fabaceae
Product: LOB domain-containing protein 16-like
Exons: 2
Coding region: 673-1314 (213 amino acids)
Biological process (GO): positive regulation of DNA-templated transcription; hormone-mediated signaling pathway
Cellular component (GO): nucleus
Source: RefSeq, a predicted model, not a curated record
UAGUUUUAGUACUCUGAUGAGCUCAUGUUAAGUAGGAAGUUGUCGGUAGAGUUUACAGGCAGGUGGCAGUGUACUAACUAGAGUUAGGAAGCCACAAACGACAGCAGUUCCCAGGUGCGGCGUUCGGCGCAAAAAUAAAAAUAAAAACUACUGAUCAACCAAUUAAAUAAUUAAACUAAACCAAAACCAUACCAACCCCAUACAAUUAAUUAAAGACAUGCACUACACGAAACAAAUAAUAGUACUCGUACUAUACUACUAUCAGCUUCUAAACGAUACUAAAAAGUAAAUAAAUAAAAUAGCCAUGAGAGUCCAACUUACAUUAACUUAAUUGGUCUAAGCCCAUUCAUUAGAAAAACCAGAGGUUUAUUGCUUUCACCAUUUACAAAUGUUUCCUCUGAACCCUACAUCUGAGGUUCACAUGUUUCCAUUCAUAUUCUUAUAAGACUCUUUUAUGCACCUUAUUCUCACUGUCCCACUUCCCCUGACCCCUCACUCUUCCAUACUAUAGUCCUCAGAUUUUUAGUUUGCACCAUUUCCUAGUGUGCCCGUGUGCCUACAAAUUUUAUUCACUUCCUCCCACUCAGGUCCUUUCUUUUCAAACAUAAAAUACAUAUCUUUCUCUCUCUCUUUGUGUGUUGGUUAUUAGUACAAUUAUACUACUACUAUACUAUGGCUUCUGCUAGUGGAAAUGGUGUCUCUAAUGGCUCUGGCUCUCCUUGCGGGGCAUGCAAGUUCCUCAGAAGAAGGUGUGCUUCUGAUUGUAUCUUUGCACCUUACUUUUGUUCAGAACAGGGCCCUGCUAGAUUUGCAGCCAUACACAAGGUAUUUGGUGCCAGCAACGUUUCAAAGUUGCUUUUGCACAUACCAGCUCAUGAUCGUUGUGAAGCGGUUGUCACAAUCACUUAUGAGGCUCAGGCUCGUAUUAGAGACCCUGUCUAUGGCUGUGUCUCUCACAUUUUUGCCUUACAACAACAGGUGGCACGCUUGCAGGCACAGCUGAUGCAGGUAAAAGCUCAGCUGACUCAGAACCUAGUGGAGUCCAGGAACAUAGAGAAUAAUCAUCAUUUGCAAGGGAAUAAUAACAAUGUUACAGGACAACUAAUGAAUCAUCCAUUUUGUCCCACUUACAUGAAUCCUAUAUCUCCUCAAAGCUCACUUGAAUCAAUUGAUCACAGCAGCAUCAAUGAUGGAAUGAGCAUGCAAGAUAUACAAAGCAGAGAGGAUUUCCAAAUCCAAGCUAAAGAAAGACCAUACAACAACAAUGACUUGGGGGAGCUGCAAGAACUGGCACUAAGGAUGAUGAGGAACUGAUUAAUUAUGACUAGGUUAGCACCAAAGCUAGCCUUUUCAUUUUCUAGAAGGGUGUUCCUUGAUGUUUAGGGGGGGAUGGUCUUUUGCUAGUGUUGUAUAUAUAAUGAGUGUCAUGAAGAAAAACUGGUCAUAACUGAUGAUAAGCCUAAAGUUUAAACUAAGCAUUAGGCUUUUUUCUGUUUGUGGAUUCAAUCCAAAAGAAAAUUAAUUUUUUGCAGCCUAGCUAGCUGAGUCUGUCUCUCUCUUUCUCUAUAUAUAUGCGUGCUUAAUGUUUUUGCUAAAAUUAGCAGUGGUUAAAUUUGAGUCUAGAAAAUAAUGUGGUUUUUGUUAUGUGAACUACAGUAGAGCAUAGAGACAGUCUUAAGCAAAAAUGGCAAAAGGGAAGCCUAAUGAAUAGGGGUUGUCAUAAAUUAUAUAUUAUGCAUUCUUUGCCUGUCAAGCUUAAA